GCUCCAGGACAAUAAACAAUUCAAAUUAACAAGACCGGCUAGUAACUGACGAGCUUAAAAUAUGCUCUUUCGAAGAGGCAAGUUUCAUUGAACAAGAAUGAACGAUAUGAUGAUGAAGGUUGAAGUAGUUUCAACAGAAAUAAUCAAACCUUCUUGUCCAACACCCCUUCAUCUUAAAUCCUUCAACUUAUCCUAUCUUGAUCAGAUUGCUCCUCCAUCUCAGAUUGCUCUUCUUCUUUAUUACAAUAACGAUAAUAAUAACCAGAUAACCAGUGAAAUAGAUAGUUCUUGCACGAUACUUAAGAAAUCUUUGGCAGAAGCGUUAAGCAAAUUCUAUCCCUUGGCUGGUAAGGUCAUUGACAACAGAUUUGUAGACUGUAAUGACGACGGGGUGGACUACUUCGAAUCCAAAGUAAGUAACUGUCAACUAUCUCAGCUUAUCCAACUUCCUAAUGUGCAAGACCUCGCAAAGAUAUUUCUUCCAUUUGAUCCGUUUGCGGACUCUGAUGAAGGAAAUUCAACCAAAGUUUUAUCAGUCCAGGUUAAUGUUUUUGAGGAUUGUGGUGGGAUCGUCAUUGGUUUGUGCAUAUCGCACAAGUUGGCCGAUGCGUGUUCAGUCAUCACUUUUAUCAACGACUGGGCUAGUAUAGCUCGUGCUAUUGCUACUGCUGAUCAUGAUCAGCAAAUCAAAGGUCCUCUUUUCGAGGCACAAUCAUUAUUUCCACUCAAAGAGUUCUUAACGGGUUUCAAACCACCCACUGCACCAAGGAUAGUUGCGGGAGAUGAUGUAAUAGUUACAAAGAAAUUUGUGUUUGGAUCCUCCAAAUUGGCAGAACUCAAGAAGAAAGCCAAAAUAGACAGUGAGAUUGACGAUGUUCAUGAGCAGCUCAACUACCAGCCAACUCGUGUUCAAGCCCUAUCAGCUUUGAUAUGGAGGUGCUUCAUUGAUACAGAUCAAGCCAAAAACAAGGGAGCUAAUCCUACGGAAGUUUACCUAGCACUAUUCGCAAUAAAUUUGAGGGCGAGGAUGAUUCCUCCAUUGCCUUUAAACUCCUUCGGCAACGUGACAAGUGUUGCACUACCUAUGGUCAUGAGUAAGGAAGUGGCCGGUAACAAGAAAAAUGAUCAGCAGUACUACCCAUACUUGGUGGGAAAAGUUAGAGACUCCAUAAAGAAAAUCGACGGAGACUACGUAAGAGAUCUGCAAACUAGUAAUGCGUUCUUAGAUGGCAUGAAGUCGUUCUCCGAAAAUGGUCCAAGUGCAGAGACACUGAUUCUAAGCUUCACCAGUUGGUGUAGGUUUCCAAUAUAUGAAGCUAACUUUGGUUGGGGAAAGCCAAUAUGGGUAGGUUCUUGUACACUUCCUAUGAAAAAUGCUGUCUAUUUGAUGGAUACUAAUUCAUCAGGAGACGGAAUUGAAGCAUGGGUGAGCUUGAGCAAAGAAGACAUGAACGAAUUCGAGCGUCACCCAGAACUCGUCGCAGUUGUAUCCUAGUCAGUAAUUCCUCAUAAUGGCGCUCCAUGGGUCUUCUUUCCUGAUUGAAGUAUUUCGUUUAAUUAACUGGUUUUCAUUUGCAUUUGGUGUUUUUAUUGUCUGGCAAAUAAAAUUAAAUGAUCGUUCUUUUGCUUCAAUAUGUAUCAAAUGGAUGAUUAGAGAGCUAGAUGACAUCCAGUUAUCUCAAUGAGCUAACAUUUGGCACGAA
Papaver somniferum (opium poppy) is the source of this 1703-nucleotide messenger RNA. Its product is annotated as vinorine synthase-like. The transcript has a single exon. The coding region runs from base 98 to 1495 and encodes 465 amino acids. The record is from RefSeq and is a predicted model, not a curated record. NCBI's taxonomy places the organism in Eukaryota, Viridiplantae, Streptophyta, Magnoliopsida, Ranunculales, Papaveraceae.